This is a messenger RNA of Hypoxylon trugodes, 1350 nucleotides long. RefSeq names its product tyrosine protein kinase. The record is from RefSeq and is a predicted model, not a curated record. Gene Ontology annotation, molecular function: protein serine/threonine kinase activity; ATP binding. Gene Ontology annotation, biological process: protein phosphorylation. The coding region runs from base 393 to 1253 and encodes 286 amino acids. Lineage: Eukaryota; Fungi; Ascomycota; Sordariomycetes; Xylariales; Hypoxylaceae. The transcript has a single exon. Gene Ontology annotation, cellular component: EKC/KEOPS complex; cytosol; nucleus.
UAUCAAUGCGUCUGUACUUUCCCUGCUUGCUAAUGUAUUACUUUAACGUUGUUUCGAAACAUCCAUUACAUCUCAGCUCCUUUGUAAUGUUCCUAUAAUUCAUGCAGGCAGGCAGGCCCUAAGAAUUAAGGUUGAGUUGGGCUGCUGCCCUCUGCCGUUUGCCGCUGGCACUUGCGCAAAUCAAAUCCAUCGCGGGGCACUCCCGUGUGUAACACCAUGAUAAAAAUGAUUUUAAUCGAAAUGACUUAAAUCCGAUAACUUAAAUUUACACUCUAUAUCUGCUUCAGUUAACAGUCAAAUUAAUAUACUCUCUCUAAUUCGACUCACAACUCAGAGUCACCACCGCCAAAAACAAUCAACAAAACUACAGUCAGCAGCGAAAAAGAAAAACCAUGGCAGCAGAACAAGAAGCCCCGCACGACCCCCCCCUCCCACCGAUCCUGACGUACCCCUCGUCAACCCCGCCGACCCUCAUCACCCAAGGCGCCGAAGCGCGUCUCUACAAAACGACAUACCUCCUCCCCUCUCUACCAUGCGCGCUGAAAUACCGUCCGCCGAAGGCCUGGCGUCACCCCAUUCUCGAUGCACGACUGACGCGCCAUCGUAUAUUGGCUGAGGCUAGGGUGUUGGCGCGGUGUCGAAGGGAUGAUGUACCAGUGCCUGCUGUAUACGCCGUGGAUGAGAGCGCGGGGUGGCUUGCUAUGGAGUGGGUUGGGGGCGUUCCGGUUAGAGUUGCGAUUAAUGAGUGGUUAGCACGACGGCGGCGGGGGGAGUUGGAAGAGAAUGAAAAUAAAGAGGGAGAGGUUGAGGGAGAUGCACCGCCUGUUACUGGGGAUAAGGAGGAGGAUAAAGAUCUUAUUGCGCUGAUGCGUAGGAUAGGCGCUGCGGUGGGACGCAUGCAUAAGACGGGUAUUGUACAUGGGGAUUUGACGACGAGUAAUAUGAUGUUACGGCCGUGGGAAAAGGGUAGUGCGCCGUCGAAUGGGCAUGCGGGUUCUGGUGAUGGGUUGCUGGAUGGGGAUAUUGUGAUUAUCGACUUUGGUCUCGCGAGCCAGAGUACGUCGGAUGAGGAUCGCGCGGUUGAUUUAUAUGUCCUGGAGAGAGCAUUUGCGAGUACGCACUCGCGCGCGGAGAAGUUGUUCUCGGCUACAUUAGAGAGCUCGUAUAGGGAGGCAUUUAAACAGGCGAAUAUCGUCCUGAAGAAGCUCGAGGAGGUUAGGAUGCGAGGGCGCAAGAGAAGUAUGAUAGGAUAGAGCUACGAAGAUCUAUUCAUAAAAAUAAUACCAAGACAAGUCAAAUCUGAAAUGUUCUCAAACGACUAUGCGCUGAAAUUUGCUUAGCUAUGUGUAU